ACGUCCCCCGUUGCUGCAGCAACGCUCCGCCCCCAGCGCGGUGCGGAGUAGGAAGUGGCCGGUAACCUUCACUCGGGGCCGGGAGUAACGGAGGAGAAGAUCGGGAGGUGCAAGGAAGGAGGCCAUGGUGCUGAUCAAGGAGUUCCGAGUUGUGUUGCCAGUAUCGGUGGAGGAGUAUCAGGUGGGCCAGCUGUACUCCGUAGCAGAAGCCAGCAAAAAUGAAACAGGAGGAGGGGAAGGUGUUGAAGUACUUGUAAAUGAGCCUUACGAGAAGGAUGGGGAGAAAGGACAAUAUACACACAAGAUCUACCAUCUACAGAGCAAAGUCCCGACGUUUGUACGGAUGUUGGCGCCUGAAGGAGCACUAAAUAUGCAUGAAAAGGCCUGGAAUGCUUACCCUUACUGCAGGACCGUAAUUACAAAUGAAUACAUGAAGGAAGAUUUUUUGAUUAAGAUUGAGACGUGGCACAAGCCAGAUCUUGGCAUGCAAGACAAUGUUCAUAAGUUAGAGCCAGAUGUUUGGAAAAAUGUGGAAGUAGUACAAAUCGCUAUUGCAGAUCGAAACCAGGUUCUCCUCCAAGGUUGGUAAUAUUUUGAUUAUAAACCAGAAGAGGAUCCAGCAAAAUUUAAGUCUAUCAAAACUGGUCGAGGACCACUAGCUCCUGAUUGGAAGAAAACAAUGGGACAGAGGAUGGACAUUCCUCAUAUGUGUUGUUACAAGCUGGUGACUAUCAAAUUUAAAUGGUGGGGUCUGCAGAACAAAGUGGAGAGCUUCAUACAGAAGCAAGAGAGGCGGCUGUUUACAAACUUCCAUCGACAGCUUUUCUGCUGGCUGGAUAAGUGGGUGGAACUAACAAUGGAGGACAUUCGCAGAAUGGAGGAGGAAACAAAGAAAGAACUUGAUGAGAUGAGAGAGAAGGACCCAGUGAAAGGAAUGGUGGCAGCGGAUGAUUAACACCAAUGAAUUGAGUUCAUUUUGGACUUAAAAGAUAAACGGGAGGCCUCAGUGCUUCGGUCCUGAUGGAUAGCUCACUUCUGGAUCAAGCUCCACUACCUGUUUUUUUCAGACAAUUUGAACCCCCUUGUAGCUUACUCUAGGCACCCCUUAAUAUUGUGAGCUAGUAGUCCUAUAACAAGCAAAUGCUAAGAUUCUCACACCUGUGUGAUGAAGGAGAUCAUUCCUCAGGUGCAUUGUGUAUAUAUUGUAUUAACAAGAGCCCCCCUGUCCUUCUAUUUUGAUUGUUCCAGAGUUUUCCAUUGAGCUCCCAAUAAAUUUAAAUGUCACUUUUAGGAAAGGAAGUGUCUUGUGAAAAAUUGUGAAAUACAUAAUUAUGUUUUACUUUAUUGAAACAUGAAUUGCUUUCAGUGGUCUUUAUUUUGUUAAAGUAAAGGGGUACAAUAACAAAAAGACAACAAUCCUAUUGUACAUGCAUCACUUUAUUUAAGCAGGAUAGCUCUGUAUGAAGUCAAAGGGCUCCAUAGCACAAUUGUUUUAUUUUGUCUUUGAAAAUGAUUGUCUUGACCUUGAAACUUCCAAGACUAUUGCAAAUAUGAUUAUUUAAUAAUGUUAUUUUGUGAUUGACAAUCUGAGGCUCUCCAACUGUUUAACUAAACUACCCAUCAUGAUCUACAGUUACUCCACGUGGCUCAUUUAUUAAGGCAAAGUGCAGAUGAAUUAAUAUAAAGAAUUUUAGAGAAAGUCUGUUCAACAUUGGUUAAGACAGCAAUUUCAUUAAUAAUUUAUAAUUAAUAAUACUCUUCAGUUAACCCAAAAAACUAAAAGUUUUGAAUGUUUAGCAGCAAAUGUAUUAUUAGGCACGCUGGCUAUUCGGCUCUUGGAAUUCAGCCUGCCCUAGCACAGAGCAGUCACCAAUAGUAAGCAUUCAUCUCUCAUCUGACUAAUCUAUACUGAGUAAUGUGAAACCUGAUUGCUAUUGGUUUCCCUAUGUUAGUGGGCACUGCUGCUGUUUGUAGUUCCAUUGUAAAUUGUCCAUAAUUAGCGUCCUGGGCUGCUAGUACAUUGACAAAAACUCAGUGGAAAGAAUGAAAAAGCUGCAGAAAAAUGGAUAAGUAUAAUUUUUCAUAGUGCAGCCAGUCCUUCCUUAGAAAAUGAAAGCUAGCACAAUCGAUCGGGGUUCGUAUCACCUUUUUUAUAUUAUCUUUCGUACAAUUUAUUCAUUUUUAAAGUUUACUAGAUUUUUUUUAAGAACUACAGAUAUUUAAGAUGGAAAUUUAAUAAAACACAGAAGAAUAUGAUUAAAAUUUUAAUUUAAAAACUCUUGAACAUGCUGGGGAUUUAGAUCAGCACUGCAGAGUCGCAGGUUGUUGACAGUUGUGGUUCAUCGAGUAUGUUAUUAAAUGUUAAAGGAGGAUGAGGUUUCUCAGAAGUUGUGCAAUAAUUCACAUUCCUGUUCCACUUCCAUUCAUGAUUUUCUCAUCUGUCCAUCCUUCCCAUUUACUAAAUCGACCACAAUUGAAGACUUUGAUGUUAUAAUUGCAAUAUUACAUGCGGCUCAACACUUUAACGUGUAGGUAAAUGUUUUAGACUGUGUAUAAUGCAGAAUUAUUCAAAAAUAAGAAUUGUAUGGAAGAAAAGAUGACAAAAUAUGCCUAUUUUAAUAGAUCUAUAAAGUUAUUUGUAAAUGAUAAAUUUAACAACCACAUAAUCUACUAGUGAGUUUUUGUCAGUUUUUUUUUUUUUUUUUUUUUGUGAAAACUUGUCAAUUAAGAUUGUGAUUAAAAGUGUUUGACAAAUUAGCACAGUCAGCAGCAUACUUGUUCUAUAUUUUUCAGCUUAACAUGCUGGAACAGUGAUUUUUGCACUUUUAAUCUAGAUUGUAUGUUGGCUGUUGAAAUUAUUAAAGUGAUUGUAAAGGUU
Molecule: messenger RNA, 2878 nt
Organism: Rana temporaria (common frog)
Lineage: Eukaryota; Metazoa; Chordata; Amphibia; Anura; Ranidae
Gene: PITPNA
Product: phosphatidylinositol transfer protein alpha
Exons: 12
Biological process (GO): phospholipid transport
Cellular component (GO): cytoplasm
Molecular function (GO): phosphatidylcholine intramembrane carrier activity; phosphatidylinositol transfer activity; phosphatidylinositol binding
Source: RefSeq, a predicted model, not a curated record